Molecule: messenger RNA, 312 nt
Organism: Notodromas monacha
Lineage: Eukaryota; Metazoa; Arthropoda; Ostracoda; Podocopida; Cyprididae
Source: the annotation of a GenBank genome assembly
AUGCCUGGGUGCCCUGUUCUAGGGCCAAAAUUGUCCCUGUGCUGCUUGCUGGUGAGUGUAUGGGGCACACUGCAGCUUUGCCUCAUGGGCGUGUUCUUUUAUGUGCACAGUGUUGGGCUAUUGGAAGACCUGCCAGUGGCCGAAGAGAUAAAACGAGGAAUGCUCAAAGAAUACUUGGAAGAAGUGGAUUACCUUUACAGCAAAGGAGCGCAGAAUUGCUGGAUUGCCGCUUGUCUUUACGUCUUCUCGAUGGUUUUCUCAAUUUGGCAAUUUUUGGCCAAUCGGCGGCUGGCUGAACGGAUUGAGCAAUAG